This is a messenger RNA of Branchiostoma floridae (Florida lancelet), 11828 nucleotides long. RefSeq lists its product as uncharacterized. Gene Ontology annotation, molecular function: DNA binding; DNA-binding transcription factor activity, RNA polymerase II-specific. The transcript has 11 exons. Gene Ontology annotation, cellular component: nucleus. NCBI's taxonomy places the organism in Eukaryota, Metazoa, Chordata, Leptocardii, Amphioxiformes, Branchiostomatidae. The record is from RefSeq and is a predicted model, not a curated record. Gene Ontology annotation, biological process: regulation of transcription by RNA polymerase II. Bases 47 to 9856 code for a protein of 3269 amino acids.
GCGUGACCGACCAGGAGUUCGCAGAAAGUUCAGCCACAGAAACAAGAUGGCGGACGUGACUUGGUACAUGUCUGAGUCUGCCGAGGCAGUUGCGGAGGAACUUUCCCGUCUCCUGCUCUCCCUUGAGAGCCUUGGUGACGACGAAGAUGUCGCCGAGCAGUAUCUUAACAAGUUCAGGGAGAUUGUUGAUGCCCACCUCCCUGAAGGACCAGUGGUGGGGAUGGAGGAGGGAAUCGCUGUAGUCCAGGCUGCUGUAGAGAAGUUUGUACAAGCCAGACAGAAUUUCAGUGAAGGACUAGCAUGUAUGCAGUGGCUAGCGUCCUCACUUGCAACGUUGUGUGCCCAGUAUGUAGUAGAUUUGAACUACCAGCAUCUGCCAGUGGAGACCAAGGUGAAGUUUGUAGCUACUGUUUCAAUGGCUAAUGAGCUGUUACAGCCGUACGGUCAUGAGGACUUCUUGGAGGUUUUACUGGCAGCACGGCAGCCCUGGCCUCCUGUCUUUCUGAGGAUUCUGCAAGGAAAGGCAUCAGACAUGAGUGAAGUUGAUGUUCACCUGAGCCGUGAGCCCAGCCUGCUGAUGGAGUACCGGGUCAGGUCCCUGCAGGCCCACGGAGCGAUGGACGACGCCUCCACGCUGGCACAGUACUGCAUGAACCACCCCAGCCACAGGGACGUGCUGGUCUUCAGGGAGAUGUUCCUGCUCUGUCAGUGGCAGGCAGGCAAGGUGGACAACAUUAAACGACAGGUUCAAUUCAUUGAGAGCACAAAGCUGUACUUCAUUGUGGAACACUUCGAGGCAGAGGGGAUGUUGGAGCUGGCUGCAACAGUCUCCACCAGCUACUUGAUACAUCAGUGGAAGAAAGGGGAGUAUUGCUGCAAUAAAGAGCUGGUCAGACAAUGGUGCCAUAUACAGCAUCCAGUAGAAGGCCCUACCACCACCAUACUGGAUUCAGCCAGGACUCUUGCCUUUAAGAAUGAUCCCAAAGUUCUCCACCUUUUGUAUUUUGCUGAAGCACUACACAAAGAGGUGGGAAAGGAUUCCAUGCCACUUGUCGCUGACUUGCUGCUGAGGGCUGUUGAGAUGGACAAGCCAGUCACAGACCCCUUCUUCCACCCCAACGCUGCAGAAGACAAGACAGGCUACCACCACAGUGCCCCGACCAUCCUCAGCUACAUGGCUGUACUGCUGGAGGGUGACUAUGAAAUAAGGUGUGCCAGCCAGCUGACCUCCUUCUCUAUCAGUCCUGACCUGGAUCAGUACUACGUGGUGGAAGCUGUUGUCAACCUACCUGAGGAAGUGCAGGGUACAGGGGUGAACCUCAGCAGACACAAGAGGAGAGACAUCCUGAAGACCCUGCGGAAGCUGCGACCCCGCUCCUGCGGUCUACAUCCAGAGAUGUCCUGGCAGCAGCUGAAGCCACACAUGUUAAAGCUGCUGACCUCAGAGGAGAGGAACACUCUCUUACAGGAACAUGUUGAGGCUGAAUGUGACAUAUCAGCAUUUGAGGAAAUCGGGAAAUCUCCAUGUAAGGCGACAGUCUCUAAGCCCAGGCUGACGGAGAAGGAGCCAGUUUGUGCCGCGGUGGAGUCAGAUGAAGAAGACCUGACACUCCUUCUGAGUGAUAGUGAUGACGGGUCAUGUGGUCCAGUCAGUCCCAUCUUCAGCGGGGCCAGGUAUGGACUGGAUUUUGCCACCCCUCCAAGGCCACCCAAAGCAACUAGUAUUGUGGACAAUGUUGCCAACGACAGUCCCUUUGUGGGAGAAGAGGAGGUGAUUGUCUGUGAGAAUGAAGGCAGAAGUCCAGCAUAUGGAGACAAGUGGAAACAGGCGGAGAGCAUGGAAGAGUCAAGAAGUGUUUCACAGGAAGGCUGGUUGGAACCGGUUGCCAAUGAUGCUGUCAGGAGCACACCUGACAGUACAGAGACUGUGAGCAUGGAUAAAAUGGUGGACACAGAUGACUUGUUGGCAAGGAUAAUCAAAGACAAGGUAGAGGAAGUUGCAUCCAAUAGGAACUCCAGUGUACUGAGCAAUGGUCAUGAUGAAGACAAGCACCAGAAACGCUCCAGUACACAGGGAGAGCACAGCAAAGAGCAUCCUGCAGGACAGGGUGUGAGAAAGCCACAUAAGAACCUCAGGCAUGUGACCCUUCAUGACUUGCUGUGGAAAACAAAUCCAGAGGAUUUUGAUUUCACUACUUCUACUGAAGAGGAAGCUGUCAAUGAAGUAUCUGUCUCCCCAGCAGAUGCAAGCUGUGGUGACUGUCAGCAACCAGUAGACAAAGAAGAGCAGUCUAUGGACCUGGAAUGCACAGAGACACUAGACCUUGAUGCUGUAGAGAGUGUUCCCUGUGAUGUUGUAGGAUUGGACAGAAUGGAGGAACUGCAUUCAAAGUAUGGGGGGACUCUCGGGGAGUGGGGAGGAUUUGUUCCUCCAGAGCCACUAAAAAUCUACACUCAUUCCAGUGAUCAAAGUGAAGAGAUUGUGUCUUGUCACUCUCCAGAAAAGGGAAACCACCAAGGAGACUUGUCAGACUUUACUUUGACAGGAGACUUGAUGGCUGAAAAUGGCAAUGCAGACUUGUUGAAAAUCAAGAUGGCUGACUUUGUGGACAGCAUGGACCAAGGAGGGCCAUGUGGCUCUGUUUUGUUGGUAGAUCUCGAGAACUGUAGUGCCCCCGACAACACUAUAGCUGCUGCUGAAAUGAGGAUGGCAGCACAUCUGGGUCAUCAGAAAUCAGCAGAUACGAGUGCAGAGGCAGGAGGUGCCACCGGUGGAAGCAACCAAAAUAUGGUCACUUCUAGGAAAAAUAUUUUUGAAGCUAUUAGCACAGUUACCAAUGCAACUGAGAGACAAGACAGGGGACCCUUUAUCUCUCCUUCAUCCAAAGGUGAAAAAGAUGGUUCCAAAGCAAAGAGAAGACCUUCAAAGCUGUCAUCACAGCAAGGUCUUCAAAGAGAUGCAGGUGUUCCCAACAGGUCGAGACUGCAUGAUUCAGACUCCAUGCACACUGUUGCACCAGUGCAUAGUCUUGAUCCAACAUGGAAGAACACGUGGAAUAGCAGUGCCAGUAGCCUGAGCAGCAGGGGAGACACAACCAGCAGCCAUGAAGGGUAUGAUGGUAGCAGUGAGUACAGCACUGAGACUGGAGAGGGAAUGGAAUCUGGGCUUCACCCAAUCCAAGGGCCAAGCAGGCCGGAGAAGAUGCAGAGUGACAGGAAUUUCUGGACAGGUUUUGACUUUAGACAGAACAAUGUUACUCAUGGUGUGGAUGGAAUGGAUGAAAUUGUCUCAAAGACAAAGGAGAAAUCUAUGCUAGAGCCAGCUGAACUGAAGAACAGGUCUCUGGACAGCAGGGAUAAAAAGAGUGCCCCAACUGCAAAGCCAUUACAAUUUAACAAGCUGAGACAAAUGUUGUCAGAGGGUAAAGCUAGUCAGGCCCGGCCAUAUAAUGACCAAAGUGGCACCAUGACUGGUCAGGGGACAUACAGUGACCAACGUGGCACCGUGAGGCUGUCCAAGGAACAUACAGACAAAGUGUUAGGGACACAGAAGAGAGGAAAUUCACCAUAUCUGAGUGAGAGGACAAUUGGAGUUAAUACCGAUGAUGCCUGUAAUACUGAUUUGGAAUACAUGAUGAGGCAUGGUGAAUUGUAUUCCUCGGGUCUAGCAGAUUUAGACAGGAGGGAUAGUGCAUCAGCAACAGAUAGUACUUUUGUAGAGAAAGCCAAAGGCACACAGGAAAACGUGAUGAGGGGAGAGCUCUUGCAUAUCCCACGGCCUUUCCUGGCAACAAAGAAAAGAAGGAAAGGUAUGAUAGGAGUAGGGCCAACAGCUAUUCAAAAGCGUGAGAGCUACAAGUGUGGCUGCUGUACGUUUCAGACAAUUUAUGUGGGCAACAUCAAAAGGCACAUGAACAGACAUGGUGACCAUAUCAAGCGCUACUCAAAAGACAUUUCAUUUGUGUGCCAGUAUUGUGAGUAUUCAAGCAGCACCAGAAUGGAGGUGAUAACCCAUAUGACAAGCUCUCAUCAGCACAACUUUCCGAACAGUUCACUGGACCCUUGGACAACAGACUUACCCUUUGGGCAUGCAGCGGCUGCCACACUUGCUACAAAAGACAUUUUUGAUGGUAAAGAACAGAUCAGCUAUGACCACCAGUCUUUUGCUAGUAGUAGGGAAGACUUUGUGCCAAUGUCUGGUAUAAAUGAUGCAAAGGUGAAUGGAAGCAAAUCCAAAAUAGGCACAAAGAAGAGAAAAGGAAAGUGCCCACAGAACUUGGCAGAGAUAAGAAAGAAAACAUGUGCAGAGCUGGCAGCAAAGGGAAUUCCACACCUACAAGACAUAGAUUCAUUAAAAGAUAGUGGGAUCCAAGGGAAGGAGGACCCAGAAAGGAAGACAGAAGAGAGAUAUUGGCAGGCUGAUAACCCUUCCUUGAUGAUGCCAAUGCCCUCCAGAAAUGAUGGUGUAACAUCUACUGAUAGGAUACUUACCCUAAGACCCACAAAACAGCUGCCCCAAACCUCUUUUGACAACUUUGUCAGUCCAUCAAAUGAAGAACACUUGACAUUGCUUCUGCAACCAGUAAAAGACACUAUGCUUGCAGUGCCAACAACGGUGCCGGAGGCAUCUCAUCCAAAGUUUGAUACCAAUGCCAGUACCAAUGAGAUGCCCAUUUUCAGUCACCAUAGUUUCAGUCCUCCAGUGAGGAUGUCACCCAUGGUGAGUCCGCCUGUGAUGUUGAUGGCAAGUCCACCAACAACAUUAUCCCCCACGGAAAAUACUAGUCCACCAAAGAAGUCAUCACAUGUGAGUCCGUCAAGGAACAAAGAUGAAAACCAGAAUUUUGCAUCCCCAACUGUAAAGUCUGCAUCAAAGAGAAAGGGCAAGAAAGACUACAAAGCAUCAUUCUUGUAUAAUCUCCUCACAGACAAGGAUGAAAUGAAGGAUGUGGCAAGGAGUCCUGGAGCUGACCCUUCAAUGCAGAGUAGAUGUAAUGAAUCACUGUCUGUGGUUACUCCUUUAUUCCCACAGGAAGUGGAGAUCCCUAUGAUACAGGGCUUGUCCCCUGCACCAAUGAGCAUGUCCUCUGCACCUUUGAAUGUGUCCCCUGCAUCGGGUAACAUGUCCCCUGCAAUACUUAACAUGUCCCCUGCAUAUAUGCUGCCUCAGACUGCUUUUGCUGCUAACAUUCCCAACAGUCACAACUUUGCUACCUUUAGUCCAUUCCAGACAGGACUGCAGUCAACUGUUGGGUGCUACAAUGUUGGUAGUUUACCGCUGGUGGACACUGCUCAGGGGUUUCGCAGAGAUGAAGGGCUCUUUGUACCUGCAGACAAGAAGAAGCGCAGUAGGAAAGGGAAGAGCAGUAACUCCAGGAAGCAGAGCACUUCUGCGGUGAAUGCUGGUGCUUCGCCAACUGUCCUCAACAUUCCACCGCAGGCAAAGUACAGCCCUAGAAGGCAUGUGCCUGACAGCAGUAUCCCAACAUUCAGACCCUCUCCAUCUCAAAGUAAACCAGGCAGUCGAAGGUGGAUAAAUGACCAACAUUCCCGGUACAUGAGUGGGCUGACAGAUGUAACACCAUAUGGAGAACCUGAUGAAACAUUGUGGCAAAGCCAGGCUGAUUGGUGGCAUUCUCCACAACAUGGCCAAAAUCCUGCUCAUGCUAGAAGCAAACCUGCCCAAACCUCACCAGCAGCCUGGCCAAAGACUCACACUGUGACCACAAAUGAGGUACAACCACUAGACCUCAGAACAACUCCAACCUUCAGAAGUAGCUUUUCAGCUAACCAUAUGUGGGCUAGUCAUUAUGCUGUGGCUGACAACAGUUCAGCUUGUUCAUCUCUUAGACAAUCCCAAAGAGAGCCUGUGGAUAAUAAUGGAAAAGUGUCCUCUCCCAUGAGAAUGGAUCAGAUUUCAUCAUCACUUCAUGCACAAUCACAAGGAUGCCCUCCUCCAACAGAAAAUGUACAGAUACAGGACAGCGAGGGUGAAGGCCAAGUUCUUGCCAGAAGGCCCUUGACUGUCCCAUACAUUCCAGCCUAUGAACACUGCACAGCCUCCAAUGACAUAGCUGUGAAUGGUUGUAGCAUUUCAACUGUAGCAAAAGGCAGUAGCUCUUAUGAAAGUGACCAACCAACAAGUAUGGCAGCAACCACUAAAAAGGCAAGAGGAAAGUCUGCAGCCAGCAGUGCUGAGCAGAAUGAGAAUACCAGAAUGACCAGUGGAGAUGCUGUAGAGGUUUGGAAGGCAGACUCAGUUGAUAGACAAGAAAGCAACAGGUUGACACUUGCACAACUAGCAGCAUCUCCAAAUGAGGCCAGAGGUAUUGAUCGUAACAUAACAGGUAAUGAAAUGGUGGCUUGGGACUCAGGUACAUCAGAGACUGCAGCAGGACAUGUUGAUGAUGGUCCCAAAGAUGACACUGAUGAAGAGAAUGUUGGUGAGCUUGAUACAGGAAAGGCCCCAGACAUUGAACCAUCUCACAUCCACUUGCAUUCUGAGUCAGAAUCUUCAGCUUUAGUUGCAACUAGCAAAGAACCAGAGGACAGCCUUUUUGUCAACAAAGACAACUUUUUUGAUGAUGAUAUUCCAGUAGCUGACAGUACAAUAACAGCUCACAGCUGUUUGACCACAGAGGAAAGUGUUGAUACUAAUAGGACAGCAAGUGAGGUGGAACCUGCUCAAAGUCCUUUAACUAAUGAUAAACCUUCAGAUGAUGAUGUCAUCCCAUUGAGUGAGGUACAACUAACUCAAGGCCACAUUAGCAGUGGAGGCAGUGUUCCAGCAGAAGAGAGAAAAACAGCAACUGGUACAGUAGUAGUCCAUGGUUCUCUGACAAAUGAUAAAGAUCCGCCGAUUGUUUAUGCCGAGGUUGAAACAGGUCAGACUUGCAAGUCUGAACCAGAGCCCACGUCCAAGGAUGAGGCAUUGCAGACAUGCAAAGUAGAACCUAAACAGACUUGCAGUGUUGAACCUGUAAAGACUUGUAACAUUGAACCUGAACAUGCCUGCAAUAGUGCAACACGUACAGUGGACACCAUUGACGAACCAGUUGGCAAUUCCUCAAUAGAUGGCAAAGAUGCAGUUAUUGCUAACAAUCGGACAGUUGAUGUCUUUAAGGGUAAACAAAGUACUUCUCUUGAGGGCAAUAGGUGCUCUGCCUCCUUGCCUCAGAGUAAAACUCUUGCAGAUAGGAAGCUAACAAUUCCAGAACAAAUUCCUAAAACUAAAGAUGACAAGCCAAGCUUUCAUUAUGCUGACCGUGAACAGGCUGAUAAUACUGGAUACAGGGGUCCUGUGACAAGAAAGAGAAUGUCAACUGACACAGCACAGGCCAACGAUAACUCAUCAGACCAGAGAAAAAAGUUUAAGAUAUCACUGCAAAAGAGUCUGUCUGCUGGUAGGAAGAAAAGAGCAAGUCCAACGGUGUCAAACAUAACAACAGAGACAGCAUCUUUUAGUAGUGAUGCUCUCAAAAUCAAAAAUGAGGCUUCUGAGGAGGGUCUGACAUCACAGCAAAGAGAGGAGUCAGUGCAGCCUGCAGGCCUUGAUCCAUGUACAAGUGUCAAGGCAUCAAAAGAUAGCAAAGGUGCUGAGUUAAUGGAAGGUGAUGUUUUGCAUGAUCCAUGUGUUACUCCCCAGAAGAAAGAAAAAACAUGCAAAGACUCACUAAAGCGUAGCUCUGUUUGUGAAAUACAAAAAGCAGAGAUGCCUUCUUCAAAGGAGGAACUGAAUGCUGUUGAUGAGCUGGUAACCGAAGCUUCUGAGGAAGCUGCAUCAUUACAGAGGCUUGAAGACUCAUCCCCUACAAAAACCAGUGUAUCAUCAGAGCCUUGUGAAAGCAAGGGGGAUUUGCAAAGUCUAGAAGUAUUUUCACAGAACAUUCCAGUGCCAAAAGAAAAUGCAAAAAGAAGUCAAAAGAUGGGCAGGUUCAGGGGUAGGAGGGGCAGAGCUCAGAGGUCUUACCAACAAGAGACAACAGCAGCUCAUACUGACAAUGAGUCUGGAAGAUAUGCUUCUGAGGAGGAUUCCACUACUUGCAAGGUAUCUGUGGACAGAAAAGGUGAGGAUAGUAAAAGAGAGAUUUCCUCCUCAUUAGGAAAUGGUCUGAGGAAGUCGAGCAGUCUGAAAAGCAGGACAAAACCAUUGUCGCAUUGCACAGAUGAAGCUGCAACGUCAGAAUCAUCAAAAAGCCAAGGAUCUUUGCAGAAGUCACCAUCUAGCAAAAAAGGAAGAAAAAAACAAGCAGUUAAAAGUCAGCAAAAACUCAAUCCUGGCUCUGCAGAGUUAUUUGCAAAUCAGAUGUCUGAGGAUGCUGCUUUGGAACUACAAGAUAAAUCCUUGGAAGGAAGCCACAACAAAGAGAAGGUUCCCCUUGUUCGAGGGAGGACUGUAAGGAGGAGAGUUGCAACUCAAAGAAUGACACAAUACUUACUGUCUUCUGCUGAGGAAGAUAGUGGUGCAGAGGUGCCAGGGAGUGAUCAGUUUGUACAAAAGCCAUCUUCAACAACCCAGGUCAAGUCUCAAGUGACAAAACAGACUGUUAAAAGACAACAAAAGCGUAAAUCUACCGGUGGGAGGACAGUAUCAGAUUCUAAAGGGUCGUCUCUGGAGACAAUUUCAGCUGUUGGUCAUGAACAUGGCAGCAAGGAUUCUCAGGAACCCACAUCAUCAGAGCCACUGGCAGGGUCGGCCUGUUGUAAUGAGGUCAGCAACCUCACCGGCAGUCAGGAGGCAGAAACAGCAGUUUUGGCUUCAUCCCCAGGAACAGAUCCAACUCCCAGUGAAGUAAUCACAUUGGAAGGCAGAAAGUCUCAGAAGAAAAACAGAUCUAAUUGCUUGGUAAUACAGAAGAGUGAAAAAGCUGCUGAGGCUACAAGAAGGAGUGUCCGAAAAAGGGUACCAACAUGUAAGAUACUGGGUAAGACAGUUGCAGUCUUCAGUAAACACAAAUCACACAUUUCUAAAGGACGUAGUAAGGAAGAAUCUGAUCAAGAUAGCCUUGUGUUAUUCAAUCCUCAAAAUACUGGGUGGACAUACAGCAGAGAAGAUAAGAAGAGGUACCAAGAAAAAUCAGCUCUGCCGGAGGAAAAAGGUACAGAGACAAUAGACCCUCCUUCUACUGAGUCAGUGGAGCUGGAGAUGCCAAUCAAGAAGGAAGAGAACAUGAAUCCAGUUGAGGAUAACAUUCCUGUGAAAUGUGCCCCUCACACAAAGCCAAACAAAACACCUGUGAUGGAAAAAGAUACAACAGGGAGACGCUUGCGAAGCAGGUCACCAACCAGUGUCUCUGUAACUAUAGCAACAGGAGAAACAAGAGAAAACAUAAUUGAUCCCAGUGUGAUGGAAGAGGCAGCAGCAGGACCUUCCAAUCUAACCUCAGGAAAGGCCAUGGCUACUAGGCAGAGGAGGAACAGAUCUGAAGAAGACUUAUCAAAGGUCCUUUUGCCUGAGAACAGCACAUUAAUGGUGGAAAGCACUAAAAGAAAGAAAUCAAACAAGACUGUAAAGGGUUCUGCCUCACCUACAGAUGGUAGCUUAAGAAAAGCUGCAGGCACUGCUGUGAACUCAGCAAGUGGUCGGACCGCAGUGAAGAGUUCCAAGUCUAAGCACUAUUGUGUACCUAUCCCUGCCAGUGGUAAGAAAAGUACCUUUGGGAACAUCAAGUCCUCAAAGAAGCCUACCCCAUGCUCUGCAAGCAGAUCAACUGGAGUGAAGACUAAGGUGAUGAGGAAAGGGAAACCUGAAGCUACACCACGGAGAAAGAAGUCUGCAGGAACAGGAGAGCCCCCCAGACUUCUUGUCACCAAGGGAAAGGUUUCUCCCAAAGGUAACAGAUCAAAGAAAAAGUGAUACUACAAUGGCACCUUCACAUGUACCAGGAACAUAUCACGAUGGAAGAAUGCAGAUGCAGAUCUGCCUAAGGCCCAGAGCCCUGACGGUUCAGCAUUGUCUGUUAAAUUGUACACAUACACAUAUAACUUUGUUAAACCCUUGCUUUGUCUGUUUCCAGUGAGAAAAGGCUUUCAGUCAAAUGUGCCAUAGAGCAAAAAGAGAAAUGCCAGGGUACUUAUUCUUCCAACUAGUUUGCUAACCUGAAGUUUCCUGUAAUCCAUAGUUGUCACUGAGCUUUGUAAUAGUAAAAGUAUCCCCACUUUGUAGAGCAAUAGCUAAGAGUGAGAGUUUAUCAUGCAGAUACAAUGUGUGCCAUCAAGAUGUUGACUCUCAAGAAGCAAAUUUUGUCAUUGAUAAACCAAGGAGGUUUUUCUUGAAACUUCCUUGGCUAGUGCCUUAAAGACAUGACUAUACAUGAGAGAGUAGGGACUGGUACACGUAGGUCUAAUGAUGAUAAGGCUUUGAAUAUGUUGCUAUUCAUUAAUUCAUACCAUUUCCCAAAAAACAUCUGGAUGAACAAACUCUUGCCCAUUAUGGGGAUAAAAGUUUGCAAGUUGCAACGGUUGCUCCAUUCCCAUCUCAGGUAAACAUCGUUUUUUCAGUGGUAAGAGAGAGUUCCAUCAAAAUGUGGAAAUUCGCCAUUAAAAUCAAAAGAAGAUUACUAUGACAACCAAGAUAUUUGAGGUUUAUUUGUGUAUCUGCUUGGUUUGGCCUCUGAAGAAGGGCCUUUGAUGUAGGAAAUGUUUACUGUUCCUUUUUCACUGUUGAAGAUAAACAGUUGCAUGUAUAACAGGCAUUGAAUAAUAAGGCUGUGAUAAAGAGUGUGAAAAUGUUCUUACAAGUUCCUAUUGCGGGUCAACUGUUUCGCAGAGAUUUUUUACAUUGUUGUUCUUUCCUUUUGUAUAAAUAAUCAUGCCUGUUCAGAUCAUUUUUACUAUUUGCCAGUUUUUUUCCUGAAACAGAUAUUUAUUUUGUUUUUCAUGUUGAUAUUUAUAUGCAACAAUUAGUAAGUUAUUAUAUAUUUUGUAAGGGUGGUAACUGAAAUGAUAUGCAAGGAUUUGGCUGGGUGUGUUUAGGGUUUAGGCCCCAAAAUAUUUGUAAUAAAAAUUAGCAGGAAUUGAAUUUGCUUUCCACAUUCUAUUGUUACUUCUAUCAGUAAUUGAAACAUGAGCACUUGCUUUUGUUAGAUAUGAGGGUAUCACAUCUGAUGUUCGUAUAUUCAAAUUCCUAUGUAGGGCUGUCAGGAGAAGAAGUUGGAGCAAUGGCAGGAAAAAUAUUGUUUCAAGGAUCAGAUUCAUAUGUAGAGCCAGUAAAGAAAGCCUGUCUAUGUUUUGGUCUUCUUUGGGACUUAGUUGUGCCACAAUUUCUUUUUUUCAUACAGUCAGCUGAUGACUAAACAGCUGUAUACUAGUAGUUACAUUUUGAAGGUUAGAUUGGAGGGGAAAAUAAUAGGAGUUAAAUAAUAGUAACCAAACAGUUAAUGCCUGUGGGCCCCUGUUUACUUGUUUGUUUAUUACUUAUUGUCUCAGUUGACAGUUUGAGCUCUUGCUGGCAGAGCAUUCUACUGUAUAUACUUCACAAAUGCUUGUGGAGUUCAUGUUUGACUUGUUUAAGUUCAAGGUGUACUGUAGUUUGGCAGGACAGCAAGGAUUUUUGUUUGGAUUUGACUUGUAUAUUUAUAAGGUAACUUGAGGGUUAAGUUUCAGGUUGGUCACAUUUUUUGUUGUAAUGUUAACACAUUGUAGUACAAGUUCUACAUCAUACAUCAUGCUUGUUUGCAGUAGCUGCUGCACAGCUGUUACAGAUAAUUGUAUUAUUUAAGGCAAAAUCAGGACAUCACAUGAGUACAUAUAUGUUACAUGUACCUGAAUCAAGUUUCAAAUAUUCAGUGUUGUUAUUUUUUGCAAUACAGAUUUAUCCUUUAUUACAA